GCGCAACUUCCGCAGACCCACUGCCUCCGAGGACGAAGAGGGGGACACUGCGCCUUCAGCUUCGGGCUUCCGAAAGAAUCGAGUUUCUCGUCGCGGAUCCCGUUCGCCGUCCUCAGGUCUGAAGCUCAGCGCGGGGCGAGAGAGCAGGGCACCGGCAUGGCUAAAAACACGGCCAUCGGCAUCGACCUGGGCACCACCUACUCGUGCGUGGGGGUGUUCCAGCACGGCAAGGUGGAGAUCAUCGCCAACGACCAGGGCAACCGCACCACCCCCAGCUACGUGGCGUUCACGGACACCGAGCGGCUGAUCGGAGAUGCGGCCAAGAACCAGGUGGCGCUGAACCCGCAGAACACCGUGUUCGACGCGAAGCGGCUGAUCGGCCGCAAGUUCGGCGACCCGGUGGUGCAGUCGGACAUGAAGCACUGGCCUUUCCGGGUGAUCAACGACGGCGACAAGCCCAAGGUGCAGGUGAGCUACAAGGGGGAGACGAAGGCGUUCUACCCCGAGGAGAUCUCGUCCAUGGUGCUGACCAAGAUGAAGGAGAUCGCCGAGGCGUACCUGGGCUACCCGGUGACCAACGCGGUGAUCACCGUGCCGGCCUACUUCAACGACUCGCAGCGCCAGGCCACCAAGGAUGCGGGCGUGAUCGCGGGGCUGAACGUGCUGAGGAUCAUCAACGAGCCCACGGCGGCCGCCAUCGCCUACGGGCUGGACAGGACGGGCAAGGGGGAGCGCAACGUGCUCAUCUUCGACCUGGGCGGGGGCACCUUCGACGUGUCCAUCCUGACGAUCGACGACGGCAUCUUCGAGGUGAAGGCCACGGCCGGGGACACCCACCUGGGUGGGGAGGACUUUGACAACAGGCUGGUGAACCACUUCGUGGAGGAGUUCAAGAGGAAACACAAGAAGGACAUCAGCCAGAACAAGCGAGCCGUGAGGCGGCUGCGCACCGCCUGCGAGCGCGCCAAGAGGACCCUGUCGUCCAGCACCCAGGCCAGCCUGGAGAUCGACUCCCUGUUCGAGGGCAUCGACUUCUACACGUCCAUCACCAGGGCGCGUUUCGAGGAGCUGUGCUCGGACCUGUUCCGCAGCACCCUGGAGCCCGUGGAGAAGGCCCUGCGCGACGCCAAGCUGGACAAGGCCCAGAUCCACGACCUGGUCCUGGUGGGGGGCUCCACCCGCAUCCCCAAAGUGCAGAAGCUGCUGCAGGACUUCUUCAACGGGCGCGACCUCAACAAGAGCAUCAACCCCGACGAGGCGGUGGCCUACGGGGCGGCGGUGCAGGCGGCCAUCCUGAUGGGGGACAAGUCUGAGAACGUGCAGGACCUGCUGCUGCUGGACGUGGCUCCGCUGUCGCUGGGGCUGGAGACGGCGGGGGGCGUGAUGACUGCCCUGAUCAAGCGCAACUCCACCAUCCCCACCAAGCAGACGCAGAUCUUCACCACCUACUCGGACAACCAGCCUGGGGUGCUGAUCCAGGUGUACGAGGGCGAGAGGGCCAUGACCCGGGACAACAACCUGCUGGGGCGCUUCGAGCUGAGCGGCAUCCCACCGGCCCCCAGAGGAGUGCCCCAGAUCGAGGUGACCUUCGACAUCGACGCCAAUGGCAUCCUGAACGUCACGGCCACGGAUAAGAGCACCGGCAAGGCCAACAAGAUCACCAUCACCAACGACAAGGGCCGCCUGAGCAAGGAGGAGAUCGAGCGCAUGGUGCAGGAGGCGGAGAAGUACAAAGCGGAGGACGAGGUCCAGCGCGAGAGGGUGUCUGCCAAGAACGCCCUGGAAUCGUACGCCUUCAACAUGAAGAGCGCUGUGGAGGAUGAGGGGCUCAAGGGCAAGAUCAGCGAGGCCGACAAGAAGAAGGUGCUGGACAAGUGCCAGGAGGUGAUUUCCUGGCUGGAUGCCAACACCCUGGCCGAGAAGGACGAGUUUGAGCACAAGAGGAAGGAGCUGGAGCAGGUGUGUAACCCCAUCAUCACUGGACUGUACCAGGGGGCGGGUGGGCCCGGGGCCGGUGGCUUUGGGGCUCAGGCCCCCAAGGGUGGCUCUGGCUCUGGCCCCACCAUUGAGGAGGUGGAUUAGGGGCCUUACCUUCGUUUUUCCCUAUUCGUCUUUGAGGUGGAGGAGACCUAAGGACCUUGCCAUUGCCUUAGAUCUUUUCUACUGUCAGUUCUCUACUAUUUCAGUUCAUUGUAAAGUAGGUUGUAAGCUGAUAAUUAAUUUGCAUGUCUUUGUUAUUUCUUUGUGGUAUAACCAAUGUGUUCUUUAGAAUUCUUGCAUUUAAGUUGGUACUGUAAGGAUUUCUUUCCUUUUGAAUGAAUCGACACUGCCACUCUCUGUCCUAUUUUUUGCUUUGUAAACAUACCAAAAGUCAUGGAAUGUUUUUUUCUGUAGUUUGUGUACUUAAGGAUGAAAAAUAAAAUGUUAAAAAUGUGUGUCUAAUAAAGAAAAAAUGUGAGUCUA
Molecule: messenger RNA, 2463 nt
Organism: Diceros bicornis minor
Lineage: Eukaryota; Metazoa; Chordata; Mammalia; Perissodactyla; Rhinocerotidae
Product: heat shock 70 kDa protein 1
Exons: 1
Coding region: 157-2082 (641 amino acids)
Biological process (GO): cellular response to unfolded protein; regulation of mitotic spindle assembly; protein refolding
Cellular component (GO): blood microparticle; cytoplasm; vesicle
Molecular function (GO): heat shock protein binding; ubiquitin protein ligase binding; ATP binding
Source: RefSeq, a predicted model, not a curated record